AUGAGGAUAAAGAGGGCCAAGGCCCUACCGGAGAUUUGCCCUGAGGGGCCCCCUGGUGGAAAGGGAAAAGGGGGCACCAUGGCCCUGUUUGGGAUUAGCCCCCUUUAUGGUGAUGAUGGGGGAACAACACCAGCGGAGGAAAAAACCAGCAGGGGGAACAACACAGAGGAGGAACAAAACCAGCAGGAGGAAAACACCCGCGGUGGGAAAUCCAGCGGGUGGAACAAAAACACAGGGGGGAAAAAACCCAGAGGAGGAACAACACCCGCAGGAGGAAAAGACACCAGAGGAAACAACACCCGGGGGAACAACACCACGGGAGGGAAAAACUCCAGCGGGGAACAAAACCACGGGAACAACACCAGCAGGGGGAAAAAAACCCCCCGGGAGGAACAAUCAGCGGGGGGGAACAAAACCGGGGAGGAACACACCAGCGGGAGGAACAACUCCAGGGUGGAACAACACCCGCGGGAGGAACAACACCAGGGGUGGCACAACACCAAGGAGGGAAAAAAACCCCCAGGGAACAACAAAAGCAGGUGGAACAACACCAGAAGGGGGAAAACUCAGCGGGUUUGGAAAAAAAACCCAGCGGGGGGGCACAACACCGCAGGAGGAACAACACCAGAGGAGGAAAAAACCAGCGGGUGGAAAACCCCAAAGGGGAACAACACCAGCGGGAGGAAAAACCAGCGGGUGGCAAACCCAGGAGGAAAAACACCCGCAGGAGGAAAAACACCAGCAGGGGGAACAACACCCGCAGGUGGGUCGACACCCGCGGGGGAAAAACACCACAGGUGGAAAACACCAGCGGGGCCCCAACUCCCGCGGGGGGGAACACCAGAGGUGGGGAAAAACACCCCAGGAGGGGAAAACACCAGCAGAGGAAAACAACACCCGCGGGAGGGAAAGACCCACAGGGGGAACGACACCGCAGGGGGAACAAAAACCCGCAGGAGGAAAAGACACCCGCAGGAGGAACAAAACCAGGAGGGGGAACAAAACCAGCAGGGGACAACACCCCAGGAGGGAAAGAACCGCGGGGGGAACAACAAAAACCCCGCAGGUGGGGACACCAGCGGGGGGAACAACACCAAGUGGCACAACUCCAGCAGGAGGGAACACACCAGAGGGGGAAAAACACCCCGGGGGAAAAACACCAGUGGUGGAACAACACCACAGGGGAAAAACCCCCAGCAGGAGGAAAAAACCAGCAGGGGCAAACUCCAGCGGGUGGAACAACACCAGCAGGGGGCAAACACCGGGGGAAAAAAAAAAAACACCAGAGGGGGCAAAUCCUGCGGGGGGGAACAAAACCAGCAGGUGGCACAAAACCCGCAGGAGAACAACACCAGCAGGUGGAACAAACCCAGGGAUAUACUCCACUGGUGGAACAAACCGCAGGGGAACCACCCGUCAGGGGAACAAAAGCAGGGGCAACCACUAGUGCGGGGCCAACUACCCCUAGUGAGUCAACCACUAGUGGAGGACCAACUACCCCUAGUGAGUAACCAUAGUGGGGACCAACUACCACUAUAUUUGUACAUCACUAUUAUUUUUCCUCGAAAGACGCUUGAUGAAUCAAGUGCUCCAGAGACUUGGGCUGUUUCCAGAGAUUGA
Messenger RNA from Penaeus monodon (black tiger shrimp), 1620 nucleotides. RefSeq names its product translation initiation factor IF-2-like. The transcript has 4 exons. Lineage: Eukaryota; Metazoa; Arthropoda; Malacostraca; Decapoda; Penaeidae. Bases 1 to 1620 code for a protein of 539 amino acids. The record is from RefSeq and is a predicted model, not a curated record.